Molecule: messenger RNA, 874 nt
Organism: Strongylus vulgaris
Lineage: Eukaryota; Metazoa; Nematoda; Chromadorea; Rhabditida; Strongylidae
Source: the annotation of a GenBank genome assembly
CUGAAUUCCCACCUAUUCAAUCCGCGAUAGAAGCUCAUAUCAAGGCCGACAUGGAGAGAAUCGUUCGUGAAGAGAAAUAUAUUCGAGAUCAGACAGCAGCAGUGGAUCAAAGUCUCAGAAGGUGCAAGGCUCUGGCAAAUAUAAUGGUAACAAUGAAGAAGCUUGCAAUGGUUCAGGAUCCUACCAUACAACGAACCAAAAAGGAAACCAACUCCUCCUCUGCAGUAACUAGCCCUUCACCAGCUCAAGCGCCGCCUCCUCCAGCGCCGCUUCCACCGCAAUCACCACCGCAGCCGAUUCCGGUCGUAAUUCCAAUUCAUCAUCAGAUGAGCAGUAACGGAAACGAUCAGCCCCAACUGGCAAUCUCCUCGCAGUUUCCAGCAAAUGGGUCACAGGUCCAAGCACUAAACACUACAAAACGCACAGAAACCUACUCCAAUGGUUCACAGCCAGUAACAAACGGCUCACACCAAAAUGGCCCUGAAAUCGCUGCUCCCUACACUCCAAAUAUAUCGAAGAACGCACCAGAGCAACUGCCGCCAGUGCCACAACAACCCCCUCUUUCACCAGCCACCGAGCUGGACAAUGUUCUUGAGGAGGUCUCACCGAGUGGUAUUCCUCCCCGACCGCCAAGCAGAUAUUCAGUGCAGGACGUCCGCAUGAAAUUCCAAAAGCCGCCUGAACUUCCUGAUCAAAUCAAAAGCCUCAUAGACGAGGUUGCACGUCGAGCAUCGCCUGGUCCAGAUGCGAACGAGCGGAGACAUCUCUGUUCCAGAUUGGAUCUAGAAGAACGACAGGAACGCUUAGCAGAAAAACAGCGCCAACUUCGCUCCCAAUUUCAGCAACUACAGCAAAUGACUCCUCUGCCGUGAGG